Daucus carota subsp. sativus is the source of this 1140-nucleotide messenger RNA. Its product is annotated as probable proteasome inhibitor. The record is from RefSeq and is a predicted model, not a curated record. NCBI's taxonomy places the organism in Eukaryota, Viridiplantae, Streptophyta, Magnoliopsida, Apiales, Apiaceae. Gene Ontology annotation, biological process: proteasome-mediated ubiquitin-dependent protein catabolic process. The transcript has 9 exons. Gene Ontology annotation, molecular function: proteasome binding; endopeptidase inhibitor activity. Bases 79 to 981 code for a protein of 300 amino acids.
ACUCUCUAUUCACGUCCUGGUCAGUGUGAAAUUCACGUCUUCAGUUUCGUCAGUUUCGUGCUCUUGAAGUCUAGAACAAUGGCUACAGAACAAGGUGUAAUCGCUGUGAUUAGGGCUUCUCGUCCCACUUUUCGAGGCCCCCACGACAAAGUCGCGUACGCUAUCCACUCCGCCUUUCUCGCCGCCGGCUAUAUUCUCGUCGCCACCGGUACUUCUGCCUUCGACGACGCCGUUUUGGCCUCACCUUCCACUGAUGAGGUGGGAGUUGAUGGGUGGGAUCAGUUUGAGGAUAAUUAUGCUUUCGUGUACUCGAGUCCCGACAAGGGUUCUAAGAAGAUUUUAGUCAAGUGUUUGGCAAUGAAUGAUGCUUUGUUGGUUGAUGUUUUGAAGAAUGGUGAUGAGGAGCCCUUGCAUCUUGAGAUCAAUGUUAAUGAUUUUACUGUGGAGAAUGGAGGCAGUAAUUACAGUACACAAUUCAAGGAUUUGGGAAAACUUGUGACUAGCAUUAACAACGGGAUAUUAGGUAAACUGAGUGCCGCUUCAUCAUCUAGCUUGGAAACUGCCAAGUCAAGUUCUGCAAAUAAAGGUUCAACAGCCGAUACAUACCAGUCUUCGGAACCUCAGGGCGACCCAUACAAUCCAUCCAGAGUUGUUAUUCCUCCGGUUUAUCCUGGCAUUGGUGGCGAUGAUCGAUUUCCUGGGGCUGGAGCAGGAUUUUAUCCUUCUAGGGAUUAUUAUGGCAUUGGGGGAGGAAAUGUAGUAGGACCAAACAAUCCUAUUUUCGAUAUGCAGUUUGAUGGACAGCGGCCUGUUUUUCCAGGAGGAAUGCCUCCGGGUGUUCCACCUGGUGCUCGUUUUGAUCCAUACGGUCCACCCGGCGUACCUGGUUUUGAGCCCAAUCGAUUUGCAAGAAACCCACCCAGGCCUGGAGGUGGCGCCCACCCAGAUCUUCAGCAAUUUGGAAGGGAUGACUAUAUAUGAAUAGGGUUGCUAGUGUUCAUGCUGUGUGAUAUCUCGGAUCUUUUUGUAUGACUCUAGUAUGAUAUGCAUGAGAAGGUUAAAAUUACAAAAGCAGUGUGAACUUUGAGUUCUUGUAAAUAACAGUUUAUCUUUAUGCUUGUUUAAGCAGUGUUUCCUGAA